This is a messenger RNA of Lodderomyces parapsilosis, 1557 nucleotides long. RefSeq names its product aromatic-amino-acid:2-oxoglutarate transaminase (gene ARO9). Gene Ontology annotation, molecular function: aromatic-amino-acid:2-oxoglutarate transaminase activity; L-2-aminoadipate:2-oxoglutarate transaminase activity; pyridoxal phosphate binding. The record is from RefSeq and is a predicted model, not a curated record. Lineage: Eukaryota; Fungi; Ascomycota; Pichiomycetes; Serinales; Debaryomycetaceae. The transcript has a single exon. Gene Ontology annotation, biological process: L-tyrosine biosynthetic process; aromatic amino acid catabolic process. The coding region runs from base 1 to 1557 and encodes 518 amino acids.
AUGACUGACGCCUCCCAAUUCAUUUCUAAAAGAGCACAAUCUCGCAAAUCAAGUCAUUUUGCCAACGUGCCAACUGAGCAACCACCGGCUGGGUUCAAACCGCACUCCAAACCUUUAUUGUUAUCAUAUGGUACUCCAAAUGAUGGGUUUUUCCCCAUUGACUCGAUUGAUGUGAAUUUGGUCAAAUUCCCUUUUGAGCACCAAUCAAAGCAGGGCCAUGCUAAUGGGAGUGGUUCUACUUCAAAAGCCAACAAUGGCUACACAAAGGAAGAGGAAAAUUCAACUAGUGUUCACAUUUCGAGACACACCAAAACCCCUAAUUUGCUCGACUUGUCGAGGGGAUUGCAAUACGCCCCCGUUCCUGGUCUUGAACCGUUGUUGGAAUUCACCAAAGACUUUAUUGCGAAAACGCAUAAACCAGCUUACGACGACUGGGGCCUGAUUUUAUCUACAGGUGCUAGUGAUGGAUUGAAUAAAGCAUGUGAUGCAAUAUUGGACCCAGGCGAUGUCAUCCUCGUUGAGGAAUUCACCUUUACUCCAUUUCUUAAAUUUGUAAACAAUGUGGGCGGUGUGCCAGUGCCAGUCAAGAUUAAUUUGUCAAAUGAUUCAGAUGGUCUUGAUUUUGAACAUUUGGAAAACUUGUUGAAAAAUUGGUCCAAAGAACACCCUAGUUUACCAAAACCCAAAGCAUUGUACACAAUUUCCACCGGUCAAAAUCCAACUGGGUUUACUCAAACGGUUGAGUUUCGUCGCAAGGUUUACAAGUUGGCAGAAGAACACAAUUUUGUAAUCAUUGAGGAUGAUCCAUAUGGUUACUUGACAUUGCCAAAAUAUGACCCAUCUAGAUUUUCAAGCACAGACAAAGUAGACCCAGCAGAAUUGAAGAAUGAUUUAACCAUUGAGGAUUAUUUGUCCAAUCAUUUGACACCUUCCUACUUAGAGCUCGAUACUACUGGGCGUGUCAUUAGAGUUGAGACGUUUUCCAAAUUGUUCGCCCCUGGUUUGCGUCUUGGAUUCGUCAUUGGCCAUGCCAAAAUUAUCGAUGCUAUUAAGAAUUACGCCGAAGUCGCAAACAGAGGUGCAUCAGGCUUGUCUCAAACAGUGGUGAACAAUGUAAUCCAGGAUAAAUUGGGAGGUAUAGAUGGGUGGUUGAACUGGAUAUUGAAGAUGAGAGCGACAUAUUCACAUAGAAAGGAUCUCUUGUUACAAUCAAUUUACCAAUCAGAAGCUUUCAAAAAGGGAUUGGUGGACGUUAUCGACCCCAAAGCAGGAAUGUUUGUCACUUUUAAGGUGAAAUUUUUGGACCCUGCAGAAGGCAACAUCGGUGGUGAUGAAGUAGUUUCAGCAAUGAAACAAUUAUUGUGGAAAAUCAUUAGCCAUGGUGUAUUGGUUGUUCCUGGAUAUAAUAUGACAGUUGAUCAAAAUUUCAGCUUGGAAAGAAGUAACUUUUUUAGAUUGUGCUAUGCACCACUUGAUAAUGAUGACGAUAUCAUCGAGAGUGGAAGACGCUUGACCGAUGCUGUCUUGGAGUUUCACAACAACGGUAACAAAUUUUGA